CACAGCACAGUCAAACGAUCGGACGCAGGACACACCUUGUAUACAGGUGGAAAGCAAAACAACAACGUACCUGAAGAGACGCCGAGAAGUCACUGCGAGAUGGAAUAUCUCAGAAUUUUAUUUCUUCUCUCUGUACUUUUAUGCAUAUUGCCGACGAAUUAUGCUAUCAAGUGUUAUCAGUGUUCUAGUGACGAGGAUCCUGAAGAUGAAGACUUGUGUGGUGCUUACAAGAGAUUUGACGAAAGGACACAUAUCCCUGUAGAUUGCUUUCAGGAUGAAUCUGUCACACCAGGCACAUUCUGCGUCAAGAUUACAAAGCAGUCUCCCCGUAUGUUCAUCUGGGAUCAACGGUGGCGUACAGUCAUCCGCCGUUGUGCUUCAGUUACAGAGACUGGUGUAACAAAUGUCUGCAACUGGGGAGUAGAUCCCAAUGGUGUCUAUUGGGAAGAAUGUUAUUGUACUGCAGAUGGUUGCAAUGGAGCCUCUGGCACAUUGGUAAGCUCUGUGGCCAUUUUACUAGGACUCGGCACAUUGUAUGUUUUCAGAGGAUAAUGUUACGUGAUUUGUUGUAAUCUGUUGUGGCACAAGUACUUACUAACAGUGGUAAUAUUUAAUGUAUGUACAUCAACUAAUGUAAUGUGGCUCAGGAACAGAUUUUUCAGUUUCAUUAAAGAAAGUCUUGAAUUUCAGUAUGUGCCGUUAUUCAUAGAUGUAUAUAAAAAAAUUUUAUAGAUUGUGAGAUAUACAACUUAAGAUAGAAUUCCAAAGGCAGUCCAAUGUUGCUAGUUAUGUCAUAUUUACGGAGAUAUAUCAAACUUUUUUGGAUAUUUGUAGAUUGUAAGAUAAGUGAAUCGAGAUUAAAUCCGUGAGCAGAGCAGUCCAAAUGAAUGUACCUGUGAUUCAGUAAUCUGAUACUAUUUUUGUAAGCAGUAAUUGAUUUUUAAAAGAAUUGUUAUUAUGUGAAAAUUAUAUAACAAAAUUUUUAGCACAAUUAUCCAAAGAGUCUGAAUAUACUGUACUCACUUUUUAUUGCUUUAUGAGUAUGGUAGAUUCUGCUGUAACUUCUAACUUUAAAUUGACGUCUGACUUUAAAUUGACGUGGUAACUAUUGGUUUUUUUAGUUAAGAACAAACUUCCAUUAGCUGUAAAGUAUAGCUUAUUGUUUGUGGUUUUUGUGUAUGUAUGUUAAAAGUAGAUAUUUCACACUUCAUCAUCCAAAUGAGUUUUGUAAUAUAAUGUAUAUACCUGUAGUGUAUGUAUGUUUAUGAGUAUACCAGAUGUAGUAAUUAUUUUUGGACUAAUGUUGCAUUUUAGGACACUGUUGUUGUUGCCUAUGGUUACUUGUAUGUUAUUUGAACAGCACAUGAUGUUUAUUUGUGAUUACAGUAUUUUGUCAGUUAUACAGUAUUGGAACCUAAAUAAUUCAGUAUUUAUUUGGAAAGUACUAAUUUUAGUGAAUCAUUUAUAUCUUCCUUUUCGCAAUAGGGAGUUUUACAAAAUUGUGAGAGUAUAUUAAUGCAGGUUACAAGCUCAAAGGACAAAGAUCUGCUGUUUGUCGUAAUUUAAGGAAUAUGAAGUAUUAAGUAGUUUAUGAUUAAUACUUCCCAAAAAUGUUACCUGCAGAAGUUUUCCCCAAAUUAUCUUUAAAAAAUAUAUGAAGAACAGGAAGUGUACGUCAAAACGAAAUAAUUUUAUUUGUUUAUGUACAUCAUGAAAUCUCAUGGAAAUACAGUAGAGUACUCUAUAUUGUUUAACAUACUUUUGCUUCUUGUUCUUCCAGUAAUGAUAAAGCACAGGUUUAGAAAGAUAAUUCUGACAAAUGACAUGGGAAGGUAGAAGAGUACACAGUGUUUUUCACUAAAUGUAUUACAUAAGAUAAUUCUGACAAAUGACAUUGGAAGGUGGAAGAGUAAAUAGUUUCGCACUAUGUAUUACAUAAGAUAUUUCUGACAAAUGACAUGGAAAGGUGGAAGAGUACACAGUCUUACACUAUGUAUUACAUAAGAUAAUUCUGACAAAUGACAUGAAAAGAUAGAAGAGUACACAGUGUUUUUCACACUGCGUAUUACACAAACUGUUUACAUUACAAGAAUGCCAUGUCAAAUACAAGAAAAACUAUCGUACAUUCCAUUCCAUAUGUUGUGAUUAUAAAACCAUGUUCAUGCUCUAUAAACUUUUUAUACUGAUGAGUUACAGUAAGUGAUACUCAACCGUCCUCUAUUUUGGAUAGACUAUAUUGAUUCUCAGAUACAGAAUAUUGUGAGUAAAUGUUACUGAUCCGUCCUUUUUCCGUCCUUGGAAUAUAGCUACAGAGCAUGUAUUUUUUACAAAUUAUAGUUAAUAAAACAUA
Messenger RNA from Macrobrachium nipponense, 2350 nucleotides. RefSeq lists its product as uncharacterized. The transcript is spliced from 3 exons. The record is from RefSeq and is a predicted model, not a curated record. NCBI's taxonomy places the organism in Eukaryota, Metazoa, Arthropoda, Malacostraca, Decapoda, Palaemonidae. Gene Ontology annotation, biological process: regulation of synaptic transmission, cholinergic; positive regulation of voltage-gated potassium channel activity; sleep. The coding region runs from base 100 to 552 and encodes 150 amino acids.